Messenger RNA from Otolemur garnettii (small-eared galago), 1521 nucleotides. RefSeq names its product arsA arsenite transporter, ATP-binding, homolog 1 (bacterial) (gene GET3). Gene Ontology annotation, biological process: post-translational protein targeting to endoplasmic reticulum membrane. The transcript is spliced from 7 exons. Gene Ontology annotation, cellular component: GET complex. Bases 250 to 1296 code for a protein of 348 amino acids. Gene Ontology annotation, molecular function: ATP binding; ATP hydrolysis activity. NCBI's taxonomy places the organism in Eukaryota, Metazoa, Chordata, Mammalia, Primates, Galagidae. The record is from RefSeq and is a predicted model, not a curated record.
GGGAGUAGAUUGAACAGUACCAAUAUGUUCAUUAGGCAAGGGGAGUCCUUAGAAAAGAUAUAGGCCAAAGAUUGACGAAGUGAACCCUGGAAGCAGAUAACAGUGAAUAUGUAGUUUCUGUUUGCUCCUAAAAGGCAAGAUAUAGGAAAGUAAUUUAGACUCCUAACCUCGAUAGGGAUGUGAUAGAAGAUUUCCCCUGCACAUUCGUUGCGUGGUGCGCUCCGCAUGAUCACGUGAGCCGGUUCCAAGAUGGCGGCAGGGGUGGCCGGGUGGGGGGCUGAGGCGGAGGAGUUCGAGGAUGCGCCUGAUGUGGAGCCGCUGGAGCCUACGCUUAGCAACAUCAUCGAACAGCGCAGCCUAAAAUGGAUCUUCGUUGGGGGCAAGGGUGGCGUGGGCAAGACCACCUGCAGCUGCAGCCUGGCAGUACAGCUCUCCAAGGGGCGAGAGAGUGUUCUGAUAAUCUCCACAGACCCAGCCCACAACAUCUCAGAUGCUUUUGACCAGAAGUUCUCAAAGGUGCCUACAAAGGUCAAAGGCUAUGACAACCUCUUUGCUAUGGAGAUUGACCCUAGCCUGGGCGUGGCGGAGCUGCCUGACGAGUUCUUCGAGGAGGACAACAUGCUGAGCAUGGGGAAGAAGAUGAUGCAGGAGGCCAUGAGCGCCUUUCCUGGCAUCGAUGAGGCCAUGAGCUAUGCCGAGGUCAUGAGGCUGGUGAAGGGCAUGAACUUCUCGGUGGUGGUGUUUGACACGGCGCCCACGGGACACACGCUGAGGCUUCUCAACUUCCCCACCAUCGUGGAGCGGGGUCUGGGCCGUCUCAUGCAGAUCAAGAACCAAAUCAGCCCCUUCAUCUCACAGAUGUGCAACAUGCUGGGCCUGGGGGACAUGAAUGCAGACCAGCUGGCCUCCAAGCUGGAGGAAACACUGCCUGUCAUCCGCUCUGUCAGUGAACAGUUCAAGGACCCUGAGCAGACAACGUUUAUCUGUGUAUGCAUUGCUGAGUUCCUGUCCCUAUAUGAAACAGAACGGUUGAUCCAGGAGCUGGCCAAGUGCAAGAUUGACACCCACAACAUCAUCGUCAACCAGCUUGUCUUCCCUGACCCUGAGAAACCCUGCAAAAUGUGUGAGGCCCGCCACAAGAUCCAAGCCAAGUACCUGGACCAGAUGGAGGACCUAUAUGAAGACUUCCACAUCGUGAAGCUGCCACUGUUACCCCAUGAGGUGCGGGGGGCAGACAAGGUCAACACCUUCUCAGCCCUCCUCCUGGAGCCCUACAAGCCCCCCAGUACCCAGUAGCAUCACCACCAGCCACAGCUGCUGCCAUUUCACACCUACCCUUCACCUUUCCCAUCCUCCCAGGGCAGAGUUUGCACAAAGUCCCCCCAUAGUGCAGGGGGAGCCACUUGGGGGGGGCAGGAGGCAGGGAGGGGGUCUGUUCCCCCUGGUGGGGCUAGUGGGGGCUCUACUUGCCCCCCACCUCUCCCUGUCUCUCCCUCUUCAAUAAAAUGAUCUUAAAUUGCA